CGUGUGGGCAGCAUUGCGCUUUCUUCCGCAUAAACCCAUAAACUCAGGAAAGUUGUUCCGCCGCUCACAAACUUUCUCAACCUUAGAAAACAACACCAGGAGAAGUAUUGUACAGACUGUUAAGAUGUCUGACGACGUGCAUUAUCUCAAAGCGAAGCUAAAUGAGCGACUGGCAGCGAUGGCGCGGGAGGUAUCCGAGCUUUUUGACGGACUGGUUGCGCUCCAUGAGCGUGAAAUGCAAGUCUUAAAACUCAGGAACAUGAGACAGCAACAGAUCCUGGACUCGGUGUUGAAGCCCCGCGUUAUUUUACACAGAGCAGAUCCUAUCCAAAUUGUGUCUCAUCGGAAAGGGGAGGUUGGCUCACAGCUGGAUGUUGGAAUAACCACAGAGCUCCCGCACAUUAAAGAAGAACAUGAGGAACUGUUUAUUAAAAUGGAGCAAGAAGAGUUUACAGAAUUCCCAUAUUCUUCUGUCAAAAGUGAAGAAGACAACAAACCUGUAUUUCAGCUUCAUCUGAGCCCACCUGACAUACAGGACUUUUGUCUCAGGUCAGAUUCUCAACUACACUUAGAAACAGUUAAAAUGGAGAAAUCCUUUGACCUAAAAGAUAUGGAGGAGAGCCAAGAUGACCUAAGUGUCGCUCACAGAAGCUCUCUACAUUUCCAGUCUGAUAAUGAUGCUCAAACACAAAACUCUUCUGACACCGAUGACUCUCACGAGUGGGAUCAGGAAUCACACUCUGAUGGACACAAGUCUAAAAAUGGAGGGAUUAAUGAAGUGGUCAAUGAUGAUGAAAUAGUAUUUGAAUGCUAUAAGUGUCUGAAGACAUUUCUGCGCAAAGGAGUAAAACAUACACUAGAAAAUGACAGCAAAGGAAAAGGUCUAACUUGUUCAGCAUGUAGUGUUGUAUCUAGACGCCAAGGAAAAUGUCCCAGAAAAGUUCAUUCUGGGAGAAAACCAAUUAUCUGUGAAGUUUGUGAAAAAGGUUUCACUCGUGAGGAUAAUUUGAAUACACACAUGUUAAUUCACAAAGGGGAGCGGCCACACACCUGCACAGUGUGUAACAAAUCCUUUACAGAAGCAGGUCAUCUUAAAACUCAUAUAAGAAUUCACACAGGAGAGAAACCUUUCAGCUGUUCACUGUGUAGGAAAUGUUUCACACACAGAGCUACUCGGGACAGACAUGAGAGGAGCCAUUCUGGAAAACGACCAUACAGCUGCUCAGAGUGUGGGACUGAAUUUAAGCAAAAGGCACAUUAUCUAAGUCACUUGCAAGUCCAUAGCAGAGAGCGGCCCUACAGCUGCCCUGUGUGUAACAAAAACUAUAAAAGAAAUAGUCAUGUCACUUCCCAUAUGAAGGUUCACACUAGGAAACCAAUUCAAUGUGAAAAAUGUGAUGAAGUCUUUAAAGCUCAUUCCUCUUUUAAAAAACACAUGAAAUCCCAUCUGACAGAGGAAGCAAUAUGUAUCACAUGAUUACUUCCCUAAUCCCUGAUUGGCUCCUGAUUAAACAGAAAAUAUAUAUUUACUUUGCCAUAAUAAGUGUCCGGUACUUUGCUUGUUAGGGGCAAUUUAAUAGAGGAAGUUACAUAUCAUAAGCAUUAAUGGCAAAGUAAUUCUUUACUUGAGUUUUGAGUUUUUCUCUUGAAUAAAAUGAUACUGCAUCAAGCUUUAAUCUUCAUUCAUUACACACACAUUCCACAGACUGUGUAUAUAAAUGGACAUAGCUAACUCGCUUCCAUUUAGGAAGUGAAUAUGGGGGAGCUUCUGUUUCCAUUGACUUUACAUUGUAAUAUUUUCGCCCCAUCUCUUUGUAAUUGCUGCAGUGAGUCUCCUCAUUUUGGUCCUAAAAUGUUUAAUUAACACACUUUACACUACCCUGGUGUUUUUAUCUGUUAUUUUGUCCAUAAAUACAUUUAUAUUCCUGAUAUGGAAUUCAGCUGCAAAUUCACCCCUAUAACCUCUAGCAUCAUGAGCGUCAUCUGACUGGAGAUGAACGC
This is a messenger RNA of Boleophthalmus pectinirostris (great blue-spotted mudskipper), 2001 nucleotides long. RefSeq names its product gastrula zinc finger protein XlCGF57.1-like. The record is from RefSeq and is a predicted model, not a curated record. The transcript is spliced from 2 exons. NCBI's taxonomy places the organism in Eukaryota, Metazoa, Chordata, Actinopteri, Gobiiformes, Gobiidae. The coding region runs from base 125 to 1477 and encodes 450 amino acids.